This is a messenger RNA of Cloeon dipterum, 991 nucleotides long. RefSeq names its product plasminogen receptor (KT). NCBI's taxonomy places the organism in Eukaryota, Metazoa, Arthropoda, Insecta, Ephemeroptera, Baetidae. Gene Ontology annotation, biological process: positive regulation of plasminogen activation. Bases 75 to 539 code for a protein of 154 amino acids. The transcript has 3 exons. The record is from RefSeq and is a predicted model, not a curated record. Gene Ontology annotation, cellular component: plasma membrane.
UUGGGGGAGGUCCUGCUGGUCCUGCACAGUCAGUCUUGCUAGGCGGCCGAAGGACAUUUUUAAUCAGGGCCGCGAUGGGCCAGGGCAAGAGCAAGGAUGCGACCGACGAGGGCCAACGGAAGCAGCAGGAGUUCGUGGCCGAGGUGAACCGCGUGUCGUUGGAGCGGCAGAUUCAGCUGCAGAACCAGAUGCGCCAGCGAAUCAUGGCCAUGCAGGUGGCCAGGGCCAGGGAGCUCUUCUUUUGGCUCGGCGCCUUCUACGGGGUCGCCACCCUCGGCAUGCUUGCGGGCUUCAGGAGGACCAGGAAGCCGGGGGUCUUGGUGCCCCUGCUGCCCCUAACCUUCGUGGUCGCCUACCACGGGGACAUGGCCUACGGGAACAAACUAUACAGGAUUCGGACGGAGGCUGAGAACAUUAUGCAGUUUGAGGAGGAAAUUUUGGACCUGCCGUGCGGUCUGCCGACGACGUCGUCGCUCGACUUGGCAAGAAUGCAAGACGAGGAGGAGAAGCGUUUCCACCCUCACACGCCUCCCCUGUGACCCCGACAGGAGCUGCUCACCCUCUACUACUAAACGUUGCAUUUUGAGCCGGAGCAUUUUCUGCGUGUCACAAACGAGCACAUUCAACGAAUUUUUACACCGACUGAGUAGUAUUAGUUAUCGUUCCAAAUUGCUUUUACGUCAAUCGGACCUAUCGGCGCAUUCUGCAAUCGGAAUCGUUUAUUUUUCUAUCGUUGAACGAGUAGUUUUAAUUUUAAACGGUUAAAACGAAAGUGUUUUUAAAAUUUUAUUUUUGACCCAAAUUCAAUAAAAGUUUUUGUGUUAGUUAAAUCGUGCUGGCUUGAUAAAUACAUUAGUAUAUAAAUGUAGGUAUAGUUGGGAAAUAAUUAAUGCUCGCCGUUGCAACUGUUACCUAAAUCACCGCCUUUUGCGCAUGUUAAUGUAAGUGUUGUUAAUUUUUUGUAAUAAAAAUGUUAGGUAAACACAAGAAA